Messenger RNA from Perkinsus marinus ATCC 50983, 237 nucleotides. RefSeq lists its product as hypothetical. The record is from RefSeq and is a predicted model, not a curated record. The annotation marks the transcript as partial. NCBI's taxonomy places the organism in Eukaryota, Perkinsozoa, Perkinsida, Perkinsidae. The transcript has 2 exons.
AUGAGCCCCCUUGUCUACCCUACUAGCCCUCCACCCGUCAUCUUAUUGGCUGCGGCCAAGCCCUUCGCAAAGGAGGCGGUGACUGCAGUAAGUCAGGCCUGCGAUGAGUUGGGCUUCAAACUGAAGCAAUUACAAGGAUACAAAUCAACUGAUGAACUUUACGCAGCCCUGCCCGGCUGCAUUGGAUGUAUUGUUCGAUCGGAUAAGGUGAAUACUGACUUCUUUGACCAUGCACCG